AUGUUAACACCAUUACGUCGGUCAACGGCAUUGUACACUAGAGACAUACGAAGGUUUCUGGUAUCAUGUAUUGCAUCUUUUGGUUCUAACUCGUUGGGAGAUAACUCCGGUCUUCCUAGAAUAACACCUUCGGUAGACAUCAACCCAGUGAUCCCCCCUCUUAAAUACGAUGCCACUCGUUUCAGAAACUGGUUAUCUAUCACUCCUAAUAGUGAUCCCAUAAACAAUAUUUCGGUGUUUUCUUACAAUUUGCUUUCACGACACUACGUGUGGAGACAAGUAUUUGGGUAUUUAGAUCAACUGUACCUUGACUGGACCAAUUAUCGGUUUCCACUUCUUAAUAACACCAUAAGACAACUUCAAAGUGAUAUCAUGUGCUUUCAAGAAAUGGAAUGUUUUAUGUAUGAGCAUUUUUGGUCGACAAACUUCCCAGGGCCUAAUUAUAAGUCUUUUUUCAUACGUAAACCGAAUCCAAAGUAUUGGGGGAAUAAACCAAGUGAGUUUAUGGACGGAGUUGGCAUUUUCAUUAAUACUGAUAGAUUUGAAAUUCUUGAUCAGCUGGAAGUAAUAUUUUCCGAAUUCAUUAAAGAUAAUAGAAAACAAUUUGAUUGGACAGAUGAUCUUAUGUCUCGGGUUAUACCUAGAAACACCGUGGCAUUACUUGUUAAAUUACACGAUAAAAUAAGUGACAAAAUUGUAUUUGUUACAAAUACUCAUUUGUAUUGGUCACCUAAAUUUAAUGAUGUUAAGGUUAUUCAAACAAAAUUACUUUUAUCAAUCUUGAAUGAAUUUAUUGCCAAUAGUAAAGGUCAAAACGUUGAUGAUCCCUGUGUGAUCUUAUGUGGGGAUUUUAAUUCAACACCAACAUCAAAAGUAUUUGAACUUUUGAGUAAUGAAAACCUCCAUGUUGAUAAAUGUGACGAACUUGGACCUUUCGAUUAUGGGAAGGAUAAUUAUUUGGUUUCAGAAAAUGGUUAUAUUAAAAACCCAUUCCGUCUUCAAUGCGUGUACCAACAUCUGUUAAACGAUAAUUCGCUUCAGUUUACAAGUUAUACAAAAGCCCUCACAGAAGUAUUAGAUCAUAUAUGGAUAAACAAUGAUCAUUUCAAUAUUGUUGAUGUGUUAGGACCCGUGGAAAAGAAUUAUUCCGAUAAAGUUAAUGGGUUUCCUAAUAACCAAUUCCCUUCAGAUCAUAUACCUUUAGUAUCAACACUAUGCUACAUUUAA
This is a messenger RNA of Lizanozyma spartinae, 1227 nucleotides long. RefSeq lists its product as uncharacterized. Gene Ontology annotation, molecular function: poly(A)-specific ribonuclease activity. The transcript has a single exon. The record is from RefSeq and is a predicted model, not a curated record. Gene Ontology annotation, cellular component: CCR4-NOT complex; cytoplasm; nucleus. The coding region runs from base 1 to 1227 and encodes 408 amino acids. NCBI's taxonomy places the organism in Eukaryota, Fungi, Ascomycota, Pichiomycetes, Serinales, Debaryomycetaceae. Gene Ontology annotation, biological process: nuclear-transcribed mRNA poly(A) tail shortening.